ACGAGAACCAGCCGCCAUUUUGUUUGCUCCCAGGACGAUGUGGCCGAGUCUCUGUGCCACCGCCCUGGUGGUGCUGCUGCGAGCGGGCCGCAGCACCGGGCUCCUGGCCCCGCGGAGCCCCACGAGCAGUAAGGUUGCCGCGGCUGGGAGUUGCUGGAGGCCGGGGGGGGCCCUCAGGCACCGCAGAGCUCCGGGACCUGCGCUGCGCAUGCGCGUGCGCGCGCUGCCCGCUCUUGGCAACCCAAUGUUCCUUCGCUCUUUGGUGCGACUCGAGCGCGCUUGCGCAGAGAUGAGUUUCCCCGCCCCCGCCCCCGCCCCGAGUUUCCUGGCCCAUGAGUCCGCGCGACAGUCUUCCCAGGUCGCUCCAGCGCCUGCGCGACAUAACCCGCGAUCCCCGAGCGGCGGCGGGGCGCGUCUGCGAGGCUCCGGCUGCGGCUGCUGGUGGAGGGGCGGGCAGCUUCCUCGCUGCACCCACCCCCCUUGGGCUGCAGCCGGAGACGCGGCGUGGGGUCGCUCUGGUGCAAGUGCAUCAGGCCAUAAAGUAUUUGGCCCGUGGCCCAAGUAGGAGGUUGGGGGGCUACGAGAGAGCAUGAGGUUGUACCCGAGAGUAUUUCAAGUGAUUCGGAAAAGGAUUUCAGGACGUGUCAGGCACAACCCGUGCCUACGUGAUCACAGGCAUAAUCGGGAGGUGUGUGGAGAGCGGGUACUGGUGGAUACGAUAUCAGGACCUCGGAUUGUAGGUGGACAUGAUGCACAGCUCGGAGCAUGGCCGUGGGACCCAUACGACUGGAGGGUUGUGAUUGGCCUUCAUGAUGUUUCCAGACCUGAGAGACAUACUGUGAAAAGUAGUGUGAGGGAGAUUUUUGUCCAUUCAGAAUUCAGGAUACAGACAUUUGAAAAUGAUAUUGCAUUAUUUAAACUAUAUAAAUCUGUAAACUACAAUGACUAUAUUCAGCCCAUCUGCUUACCCUUUGUUCACAUUCAUCUAAACAUCAACAACCAAACAGAGUGCUUCAUAAGUGGUUGGGGAAGCAUUGCAGAGAAAGGUGAAGGCUCACCUAUAUUACAAGAAGCUCAAGUAGACAUUAUUCCUUCUGAUAUUUGUAAUGGUUUUGAAUGGUAUGCAGGGAUGAUUAAUAAUAAUAUGUUUUGUGCUGGCUUGGAAUCUGGAGGUAUCGAUAGCUGUCAGGGAGAUAGCGGUGGACCAUUAGUGUGCUAUCAUCUAGAUACCAGCAAAUAUUAUCUGAUAGGGAUUACCAGUUUUGGAUUUGGAUGUGGCCGACCCAAACUUCCUGGGAUCUAUGUACGUGUGUCUCGAUACAAAAAGUGGAUAAGUGCUCAUCUUAUAAGUGCCACCAGGACCCUGAGCAUUACACUUGCUCUGAUUCUCUUGACUGUGGGAUGGACAGCACACUAUCAUUUGAUUGCACUAGAGACUUCAGAGACCUCUCUGAGAUUGCCACUUGAACUCUGCAUGAACAGGCAGCCACUCAUGAUUUUUAUGAAUUCGUAUCCUUAAUGAAUGUGUGUAAAUGCUACUUGUUUAGUAAAAAGCAUGUUUUUUUCUUUUAUCUAACCAACCCCCCUAUGUACACAUCCUGUCAAAAAACAUUAUUUUUUGGAAAUAUUAUCACAGGUAUUAUAAGUAAAAACUAUGCACAAUAGAGAAAGAUACUGUACAAUUGCAUUAGUAUAUUCUAUGGGGCUUGAACUUUGCAAGCAUGAUGAAAACCAGUCUGUUUUAUAGAAUGUUGUUAUAAGGUUAUAGUUGUUGUUCAUUAAAUAAAGGACCAUUAAAGAAAAUGUACAUUAUAGUGGUUGGCUGGCACAGCGGUCCCUUGUUAAGGUAAGGCAGAACAUUUAUAAUUUAAGAAAAUCAUAAUGUGUAUUCUAUUCUAGGCUUAAAGGGACAUUGUCAUGUAAGUGAUUAUUCAAUAUUGUAACAUCUUAGCAUCUUUAAAAUAAAAUGUAUUUUCCACCCAGA
This is a messenger RNA of Dermochelys coriacea (leatherback sea turtle), 1984 nucleotides long. It is a transcript of the gene TMPRSS12, whose product is annotated as transmembrane serine protease 12. The coding region runs from base 590 to 1519 and encodes 309 amino acids. Gene Ontology annotation, molecular function: serine-type endopeptidase activity. Lineage: Eukaryota; Metazoa; Chordata; Testudines; Dermochelyidae. The transcript has 5 exons. Gene Ontology annotation, biological process: proteolysis. The record is from RefSeq and is a predicted model, not a curated record.